Molecule: messenger RNA, 630 nt
Organism: Moesziomyces antarcticus
Lineage: Eukaryota; Fungi; Basidiomycota; Ustilaginomycetes; Ustilaginales; Ustilaginaceae
Product: vacuolar assembly protein DID2
Exons: 1
Coding region: 1-630 (209 amino acids)
Biological process (GO): late endosome to vacuole transport; protein transport; endosome transport via multivesicular body sorting pathway
Cellular component (GO): ESCRT III complex; multivesicular body
Source: RefSeq, a predicted model, not a curated record
AUGUCGGGCCUCGAAAAGUCAUUGUUCCAGCUCAAAUUCACCGCCAAGUCGCUGCAGCGCCAGGCACGCAAGGCUACCAAGGACGAGACGGCGGAAAAGGCCAAGCUGAAAAAGGCGCUGGCGCAGGGCAAUACGGAGGGUGCACGCAUCUAUGCAUCCAAUGCCAUCCGCAAGAAGAACGAGUCGCUGAAUCUGCUGCGACUCGGCAGCCGCAUCGAUGCUGUGGCCAGCCGCGUCGAGACGGCGGUGACGAUGCGGCAGGUGUCCGGCAGCAUGGCGUCGGUGGUGAAGGGCAUGGACAAGGCGAUGGAGAGCAUGAACCUCGAGCGCAUAUCCAUGGUGAUGGACAAGUUCGAGACGCAGUUCGAGGACAUGGACGUGCAGACGUCCUACAUGGAAGGCACCAUCGGCGCCACCACGGCGCAAUCCAUGCCGCAAGACCAGGUGGACCUGCUCAUGCAGCAGGUCGCGGAUGAAAACGGCAUCGAGAUCAACCACAAAUUGGGCGAGGGCGGCCUGCUCGAGGGCAAGGUGGCCGAUCUGGCUCCCAAGGUGCCGGACAGCAAGGUCAAGGACAAGGAAGACGAUGCGCUCGCCGAGCGUCUGCGCGCUCUCCGUCCCGCCACCUAG